AAACAAACCACACGUAAGGGAUCAUUUGUCGAAAGUUGGAUAUAUUCUAGUCAAGCAAUACCUUUUAUCGCGAAGAAAAUAUGAUAUGAUUCCCAUUGUCUAUCAAUACUGUACACGUCCACAGAGCCAAUGAUUCUCAUGUAUAUCGGCUCAAAAUAGAAUCCCCUCAACACGACAUAAAUCAGUUAGAGAAUAUUAUUAUGCAGUCACACUCGACUCGGAUUGCUGUACGCUACAAUUGCAAUUUUUGCGGUCAUUAUAGAUGCCUAGGUCCAGAAAGGGGAAGAGGGUGGAACCUCCCUCGUUUAGAAUUUGAAAAGAUUUUCUACCCAAAAUGGAAAUAUGUACCUGCCGCUCUGGGUAUGCUGUACAACUAUUUUGUUUAUCGGCUUUGUUUCAAUUUCUUCUUCUUUUCAUAUAGUACACAUUGGUUCUUCAUAUAACGAACUGGAGUUUUCAAUCAUAGCAGCCACUUUUUUCUUCAUAGUCUCUAUCUGACCAGUUAGGAUAAAAUACGGCUAUGAUUGGAGAUUAUUUUCACACCACAGCUGUGGCACUUCUUGUGAGUUUGGCUUCUUCACUUGCUUUCCUCUAACUUUACUAACUCGUAUUAGCUUGCAGUUUUUGUUGCUGCCUCUGAUCAUGCUCUUCAAGAGGAACCCAUCAUAUCAGGAACUUGGACGUCCCAAGGUUGUUACGUGGACAUUGGUCGGACAUUGUUCGAGGGAGAAUACAUUGACAAUGCAAAUAUGACUGAUGAGUCAUGCAUCUCGUAUUGUACUUCCAAAAAUCUCAACUAUGCUGGAACGGAGUAUUCUUCAGAAUGUUGUGUGUUAUUUUCAAGUUUUCAGGACAUAUAACAUAUCGAUACUAAAAAUUCAUUUAGAUUGUGGUAAUAGUCUUGCAGCUGGAGCUGGACCUGCGCCAUCUUCAGAUUGUAGCAUGAAAUGCUCUGGGAAUGCUACUGAAUUUUGCGGUAAGCUUGACGGUUUCACUGAAUAACUCUGCUUCUUACUAACUCGUUCUAUUUCGUGAUCUCAAAACCAAUUCUUAUCUUUCCGUUGUCUGCACUUAUUUUGCAACCCAGGAAUCUAUUUGCUUGCCUUGGUGCCAUUAAAUUUUUGCUUAAUAGCCAUACUGAUUUCCCGAUCCUGCAGGUGGUCCAAAUCGGUUGAAUCUUUUCUGGAACGGAAAUAACCCACCUCAAACUAACCCUGGUUCCGGACUUUGGAACUUUUCUGGAUGUUACACGUGAGUUCUUUACCUAAUUCUUGGCCGCGAUGCACUCUAACAGUCGGCAGAGAAGGUCAAGGGGGCCGGCUUUUGAUAUACCAAGUUAUAGCUUCACCCAUGACGGUCAAUGUGUGUACAGCAGAAUGUCAAAAAGAAGGCUACUCAUUAGCAGGGGUCGAAUAUGCGGAUGAAUGCUGUACGUGUAUUCUGAAAGUUGUCAAGUUGCCCGGUCUAAUAAAUGCUUACUUUGUCUUAGGGUGUGGAAACCAAUUGUCUAAUGGAGGAACUCUUGCACCGGAGGGCGUCAGUGGUUGUUCGGCAUUGUGUUCCGGCAACUCAUCUGAAUUCUGUGGUGGCACCAACAGACUUGACGUAUAUGACUUCAAUAGUACUGCUAUUGUAACAGCGCCAUUUGCGACGACCACGGCUGGAACCACUCCUUCUGCUACGAGUUCUCCAUCAAUUCAACAAACAAUUGGUGUAUAUAACUAUUUCGGAUGUCAGACUGAAGCUACUAGCGCUCGAGCACUUGCGUCUAAAGCUUCUGAUACUAGCAAUAUGACACUCGAGUCAUGUGAAGCGAGCUGCAUUGGGUACACAUAUUUCGGAACGGAAUAUGGACGAGAAUGUUAGUAAGCCUCCUGAAUCUAUAAAUGGUAUGAACUAAUUGAAAUAUACCAGGCUAUUGUGGAAACUCGUUCUCCGCUGGCUCUGUGUCAACCUCAAAUACAGAUUGCAAUUUCCCCUGUGCAGGAAAUAGCUCCGAAUUCUGCGGGGCUAGUGGAAGACUCACUGUCUAUCAGAUUAAUACCACUUUAAGCUCCACAGCUCCGCCUUCUACCCCAUCAUCAUCUGUGACAGAUCUUCCUACCGGGUGGGUUUACAGUGGCUGCUACAUCGACGGAGCACAAGGCCGCGUCCUUAUAUAUCAGCAACAAGAUAAUCAAAAUCUCACCGUCGAGUCCUGCAUUUUGACUUGUUCCGGUCUCGGUUAUAAGGUCGCGGGCACAGAAUACAGCUCGGAAUGCUUUUGUGAUAACUUUAUCGAGAAUGGAGGAGUUCUCGCCACGUCACCAGCUGAUUGUAACAUGCCGUGCAGUGGUAACUCGAGCGAGAAUUGUGGCGCUGCAAAUAGAUUGUCUGUCUACUCUCUUGGAACAGUACAAACUUCUCAACCAGCGUCUGUUCAGAAGAGGGGUUUGCCCGGUGAUUGGAACUAUCAGGGAUGCCUCGAGUCAGUUCCUCGUAAGAAUUGUUAGAUUUCAUGCAGGCUGAUAGAGUAAACUUUUAGAGAUAAUAUAGGAGGUACUAGGACUUUUCCGUAUCAAAUAAUCAGUUCAAAUAAUACUGCAACGAAUUGUCUUUCGCAGUGUCAAACAUUCGGGUAUAAUGCAGCUGGACUUGAGUACGGCUCUCAGUGCUGUAAGUCUUGGCCAUUCCCUCAAAAAAAAUGUCGUACAUUAACAAAUAUAUUUAGAUUGCGGGGAUGUAGAAAAUAUCGUAACGGCUGGUGCAUCGUUGAUUAGUGAAUCUAACUGCCAGGUUGUCUGCUCAGGUAAUUCCUCAACCAUAUGCGGCGGAGACAGUCUUCUAUCUUACUACUCCUGGAAUGGCCCAGCUCUCUAUAAUUGGUCAUUUCCAGUAGGCGCCAGCGCUGGCGAACACUCGUUGUUAAUAGGUGGUGUGUGUAUACCAUUGAUGACAUCCCAGAUGAUUACUGGCAAAGUGACAUUCGUCGAGAAAUUUGGAACGGGUGAACCUAAUUCAACAGGAGCAUACGAAUUAGAUCUUUCAGCCAUCAAUAAUUUCACCCUGGCAUGGAGACCCAUGCAUGUCAAAACUGAUGUAUUUUGCUCCGCUGGACUUAUUCUUCCAGAUAUUGCGGGGAGGCAGAUAGAUGUAGGGGGGGUAAGAACAUAUAUUCUUUUCCACGGUUCAUUAAUCGUGGUGCAACCAUUGUAUAGCUUGUGUUUCUGUGUCAUCCUAAUAUCUCAGUUCAGCUUGUCACACAUUCAUUCCUUCCGUCAUUUAUCUAGCUCAAAUAUAUGAUACUAAUAUCUGUGACUCUUAGUGGUCCGCCGAAUCGACCUACGGCGUGCGAAUUUAUUGGCCAAAUGGAUCUCCCGGAAUCUGGGGCACAAAUGAUUGGCAAGAAAACGUCAACGAGGUACACCUUCUCGUCGCUCGGUGGUACCCUACGGCAAUGAUUAUGGUUUGUAUAACCAUUCUGAGUAGCAGAAUAAUGUACCUAUACUAAACAUUCUCAAGGCAAAUGGUUCAAUCUUGAUAAUGGGCGGGGAAACUGGCAGUAAUGCUCCUGCUUCACCCAGCUUAGAGCUAUUACCUCCGACAGGUGCACCAGUUCUCAAUUUAGACUUCCUCGCUCGUACGGACCCCAACAAUUUAUACCCGUUUCUCGCUGUCAUUCCUUCGGGGAUCUUCGUCGCGUACUAUAAUGAAGCACGAAUUCUAGACGAAGUCACAUUCGAGACUAUUAAGGUAUUACCUAAUAUUCCUGGAGCAGUAAACGAUCCGAAUGGUGGACGGAACUAUCCUCUUGAAGGAGCUAUGGUUUUACUACCUCAGUAUUUCCCAUAUACGGAUCCCCUCGGAGUACUUAUUUGUGGUGGUUCCACGCCUGGGGGUGGAUUUGCGAUAGAUAAUUGUGUUUCCAUGCAACCUGAAGCUGAGACUGCUUCUUGGGUGAUUGAGAGAAUGGUGAGGGUUCUUUUUUUGCUUUACUCCACAAAAUUGUUUUACUAUUCUGCCUGAUACUUCUAUUCGUUGGGGUCUUUUCAAAGGACAGCUGAUCUCAAUAAGCGGAAAUAUCACAUAUAGCAGUCACUGACUAACGUAUCAUAGCCCUCGCGCCGUGUAAUGCCAUGUUUGGCUUCACUCCCGGACGGUACAACACUCAUCCUGAAUGGUGCUCAUCAUGGAUUCGCAGGAUUUGGACUCGGCUCAGACCCCAAUUUCAACGCCGUCCUGUACGAUCCCCGCCUACCGAUAAACUCACGCAUGAGUGUAAUGGCCAAUACAUCAGUUGCUCGUCUCUACCACUCCGAAGCAAUUCUCCUUCUUGAUGGACGAGUAAUGGUAUCUGGAUCUGAUCCGCAGGACAAUGUCCAUCCAGAGGAAUACCGGGUCGAAGUCUUCACCCCGCCGUAUCUCCUCUCCGGAUUUCCCCGUCCAACCUUCUCUCUCAGUAACACAGACUGGUCAUACUCGCAAGCGGUAACUUUCACCAUCACCUCAAACUUUACUUCGACUUCGGACCUCAAAGUCUCUAUUCUUGGAUCGGUUGUAAGUACACAUGGUAAUUCUAUGGGUAAACGAACGCUCUUCCCUCAGAUGUCCUGCAGUUUUAAUAAUACUUGUACAAUCACCACACCGCCAAAUGCACAUAUAUGUCCACCGGGCUGGUAUAUGGUAUUUGUCCUUAACGGGCCCACUCCGGCUUUCGGGGUGUGGGUACGUAUUGGCGGGGAUCCAGCACAUUUGGGAAAUUGGCCCAAGGCUCCUGGUUUUGAUACUCCGGGCCUGUGAUUAUCAGAUUUCUUUGAGUCAAAUGUAGGGUUCGGAGAUUUGGUGGAGGAUUUGUUGCAAAAACUGUUUACUUGCAUCUUGAUGUGUUUGUAUGUAUUUUAAUGUUCUGCUGAAUUUUUUUGCAUUGGCUUUAGCUCUUCGUUGAUAUUUCUCAUGUUGCUCCUUGUUAGUUCCUUGCAGAUGGAUUGAUGGCAAUAUAUAAUCGUACAAAAUGUUUCGCAUACCAAGCCUGGACUUUGAACUGCAUGGUAUGCAUAAUGUAAAUUAAAUAUCACGUCAUUCUCCAAGGCGACACUGCUUGGCACCUUUCCAUGUUCAAACUCGGAUUCGGAUUCGCACUCGGAUUCAGUUGAGGAGAAGAUUGCUGGUGCCGCGGGUGUAGGUGCAUUGAGGUGUGAAACUUGUGGGCUAUGGGGACAAAAA
Messenger RNA from Sclerotinia trifoliorum, 5202 nucleotides. NCBI's taxonomy places the organism in Eukaryota, Fungi, Ascomycota, Leotiomycetes, Helotiales, Sclerotiniaceae. The record is from the annotation of a GenBank genome assembly.